AGCAACCUCGUGGAAGAAAAUAAUCAAUCUACUUCUGGCGCUAACCCUCUACAAUCUGAGCAAGACCCAGCAAUGUCUAUCUCGCCUGAUGAACAGCUUCAUGAGUUCUCAUUUAUAAGCCAAGAGGAAUAUAAUGAAGUCAAUGAACACAUUAUAGAAGUUGAAAGAACACCACGACCAGACUCGACAGUUAUCCAAGGGAACAAAAUUGUUGAUUUGGAGUAUGCAACAGAGAUUUGUAUGGAGCUUCAAUUCAAACAUAGUCAAAGAUGUACCCUUGGACUAUUGAAAGUGCACAGAGAAAUUUGCAAUGGACUUGUCAGCACCAUUGUUUUUUGUUGUAAUAUGUGCAACUUUCAAACAAAAUGUCGUACACAGAAAGGUACUGAAGAAAUCGGGCUUCAAUUAAAUUAUGCCUGUGUUUGGGCCACAUUUAGUGGAGGCACUACAUUUAAAACAAUGACCGAAUUUCUAAGUAUCAUGAACAUACCAUCAUUGUCAUAUCGAAUGUACCACAAAUUGGAACUGAAACUUGCCAACGAUUGGAAAAAACCCCUUUGGGGCAGCAUGGAAGAGGCUGGCAUUGCUGGCAAGGAAGAAUAUGACAAUGCUGUGGCCACCAAUGCCCUAGAUGUGGACGGAGUUCCGUGGAUCACUGUGUAUCUAGAUGGCGGAUGGAGCCACAGAUCGUAUGGUCAUAAUUAUAAUGCAGCUUCGGGGGUCGCUGUAAUAAUUGGAAAGCACACUGGCAAAAUAUUAUUUCUUGGUGUCAGAAAUAAAUACUGCUGUGUUUGCGCAAAGGCAGAGAAAAAAGGUGAGGAACCCCAUGAGCACCUUUGCUUCAAAAAUUGGAAUGGGUCAUCCGGGGCUAUGGAGGCAGACAUUAUUAGUGAAGGAUUUCGCGAGAGCAUCAAGAUGCAUGGUUUAAAAUAUUGGCAUUUCAUUGCUGAUGGGGACAGCAGUGUACAUGCAAAAAUUCAGCAAACCGUUCCUUAUGGAAAUGAAGUGAGGAAAAUAGCUUGCAAAAACCAUAUUAUCAAAAACUAUGGAACUGCGCUAUACAAAUUAAAAAACGAUACCACCAUUGCUGCUGCUGGUCGAAAAUAUUUGACGGUGAAUGCCAUAAAGGAUCUUGAAAAUAUAGGUACAAAAGCUAUAUAUAUCAACGCACAUGGAGAUGUCGACAAUUUAAAAACUGAUUUGGAAAAUGGGCCUUAUCAUGUUUUUGGAAAUCACCUCACAUGUAAUCCUUUAUAUUGUCAAUGUAUUGGGGAUUUCAGCAAUAAAGUGGCAGAAAUGGAGAUUGCUGGCAUUUUCAAUCGGAUAACAACCGUGCUUCAGCGAAUUGUGGUAAGCCAGGGCCACAAAUUGAUUGAUAAUGAAACAAACAAUCGAGCUGAGAUGUUUAUGUCCUUGCUUUGCAAAUUUAACGCAGGCAAACGGUUGAAUACCAUCCAAAAAGGCUCCUUGCAAACAAGAGCCUAUUUGUCUGGACUUCGGUACAAUAAAGGUGCAGAUUGGCAAAGCUCAACUUGGCUGGACUCGAGGCCAACGGUGCCAGGUACUGCCUUUCAAUCGUUUGUGAGAAAAUGCAAAAAGCGACGUGAAUAUGACAGUUGCACGUAGAGCGCAGAUUCCAGGAAAUCCUAAAAAAAAAAACUCCUAAUAAGAAAGUUUCGAAAGAAGCAGCAGGAUAUGGGCCAAAUG
Messenger RNA from Ceutorhynchus assimilis (cabbage seed weevil), 1707 nucleotides. Lineage: Eukaryota; Metazoa; Arthropoda; Insecta; Coleoptera; Curculionidae. The record is from the annotation of a GenBank genome assembly.